Messenger RNA from Chaetomium fimeti, 1766 nucleotides. RefSeq lists its product as uncharacterized. Bases 134 to 1591 code for a protein of 485 amino acids. The transcript has 3 exons. Lineage: Eukaryota; Fungi; Ascomycota; Sordariomycetes; Sordariales; Chaetomiaceae. The record is from RefSeq and is a predicted model, not a curated record.
AUUCCAUUCUUUAUAGUUCUGUGAACUUUUUGGUUUCUUCCACACUCUUUUGGUAUAAUCCUUCUAUUCUUCAGGCCGGGCCUUAUUUUUCACCACUUUACAUCGCGUCGAUCGCUACGAAGUUUACGACACCAUGAAGUACGGAACUGCUUUGGUUGCCCUCGCGGGCUUUGCCUCCGCCCGUGAGGUCAACCUCUACUCGCGCAAGGUCUCGAAGCGUGAGGUUCCCCAGGAGCACUCGCAUGAGGCUACCCUCCGCGCCACCAACGACGCCCUGCAGCUCGACAACCCGCUCGAGAUCCAGGAUACCGUCUUCGCCCUUCUGGGCAACGCGGCCGCUGCCGAGGGCGCCCCCAACGUCGCCAACCUCGACUGCCUGCAGCAGAUCAUUGCCGACCAGGCCUUCACCAACGCCAAGGCGGCUGGUGAUCUCGAAGGCCAGACCCAGGCCAUCCUGUUCCGCGCUCUCGAGCGCAACACGGGAUCGGUUGGCUUGGCCAGUGUGUCCUGCAACGAGACGGCCGUCAACCCCGAGAUUGCUGCCAUCCAACAGCACCAGGACCCCGCCUCGGAGGAGGCCGCCGACAACGCGGCGAUCGAGCUCGAGGUUGCUAGGCAGCUGGCAUCCAUCGGUGCCGACCCCCUGAUUGCGCUCCAGAGCGCCACAUUCCCCCCUGGCGAGCUCGGUGACCCGACCGGCGCAGGCAACACCUGCAACGAUUUGGAAGAUGCCGAUGGCUGCAUUUUCACCCUGGACCUCCUCACCCCGGCGGUCAGUGAGGACGAGAUCAUGGCCGCCGUUGCCGACGUUGAUGCCGGCGCGGGUGCGGAUGCCGGGGCUGGAGCCGGAGAGGAUGCCGGUGCCGAUGAGGGUGCGGAUGAGGGUGCCGAUGAUGCAUGCACCGUCAUUGUAGCCCCGCCUGAGGAUGACGCUGCCGAUGAGACCGGCGCCGAUGCUGGAGCCGAUGCUGGAGUUGACACUGGAGUUGACACUGGAGCUGGCGGCAACGCCACCGGCACCGUGAACGUCCAGACCUUCACCGGCUCGCUCGGCGGCGUCGCACCCGCGGUCGAGAGCUCCGCGGGCUCGGACCGUCCCUUCGCUGUCAACGGCGCGAGCUUCACCACCGCCGGCGCCGCCCUCCAGCGCUCAUGCUCGGUCCAGAAGAACGCGUGCGCCAACGCGGCCAACGCGGGCCAGAUCGAGGGCGGCACGCAGCAGUGCGAGGCGCAAGAGACGGAGUGCCGCGCGGCCAACAGCCUGAAGCGGCUCCGGCGCUCGGUCCUGUCCCGCCGCCAGGCCAACGCCCUCGACUUCGGCGCCUGCGGCAGCCCGGCCAUCCAGUUCGCCGUCGGCCUCGACGGCCGCGAGGAUGCCAGCUUCCAGAACGUCAACAACGCCGACUUCAACCACGGCUCCGCCCAGGCCAUCCGCAUCAUCGCCGACUUCACCUGCUCCCGCCUGCAGAGCUCCUGCCAGGCGUCCGAGGACACCGUCCAGGCCUGUGAGCAGGCGUCGCAGGCUGCCCAGGCCGCUACCGGCCAGGCGGCUGCCGAUGCUUUUAACUCGGCUCUUGGUGUGUCGGCUUAAGAGGUGUGUGCCACUUUGAUAGGGGAGGGAGUGGGGAGUUGGGAGUAUCGGAUGGGAAUGGAUGUGAGAUGAUAUGAGCGAGGGAUUAUUGGAACAUUAGUUCCUCAUUUUUUUUGGAAUGCGAAUGCACGUCUUGUUAGCUAAAUGAAUACAAUACGCUGUCACGAGGAACUCA